Molecule: messenger RNA, 1563 nt
Organism: Tripterygium wilfordii
Lineage: Eukaryota; Viridiplantae; Streptophyta; Magnoliopsida; Celastrales; Celastraceae
Product: probable pectate lyase 18
Exons: 3
Coding region: 41-1252 (403 amino acids)
Molecular function (GO): pectate lyase activity
Source: RefSeq, a predicted model, not a curated record
ACUCACUCACCAACACCAUUUUAUUACACAAACUAACACAAUGCCGAGCCCCUCGCUCACUCUGCUCUUCCUCCUCUGCCUCCUUACCCCAUCCCUCAUUUCCUCCAGACCACUCCAGGACCCAGAUUUUGUCGUACAAGAAGUUCACAGGGCAAUUAAUGAUACCAGGAGGGACUUGGGUUAUCUCUCGUGUGGGACGGGCAAUCCGAUCGACGACUGCUGGCGUUGCGACCCCAAUUGGGAGAAGAACCGCCAGCGGCUAGCCGAUUGCGCGAUUGGGUUCGGUAAGAGCGCAGUCGGAGGACGGGAUGGUCAGAUUUACGUUGUCACGGACCCUAGUGACAAUGACGCGGUGAACCCCAAACCAGGGACCCUAAGGUAUGCUGUGAUCCAGGACGAGCCAUUAUGGAUCAUUUUUGCUCGGGACAUGACCAUAAAGCUAAAGGAGGAAUUGAUCAUGAAUUCUUUCAAGACAAUCGACGGCAGAGGAGCCAGCGUACACAUUGCCGGUGGUCCAUGUAUUACUAUACAGUAUGUGACUAACAUUAUUAUACAUGGAUUGAAUAUUCAUGAUUGUAAGCCAGGAGGGAAUGCUAUGGUGCGGAGCUCACCACGGCAUUACGGGUUUAGAACCAUAUCGGAUGGCGACGGUGUGUCGAUUUUUGGUGGGAGCCACGUGUGGGUGGACCAUUGUUCAUUGUCGAAUUGCAAGGAUGGACUGAUUGAUGCCAUUGAAGGGUCCACUGCCAUCACUAUUUCAAACAAUUACAUGACUCACCAUGAUAAAGUCAUGUUGUUGGGCCACAGCGAUUCCUACACUCAAGACAAGAACAUGCAAGUUACUAUUGCCUUUAAUCACUUUGGUGAAGGGCUAGUCCAGAGAAUGCCAAGAUGUAGGCAUGGGUACUUCCAUGUGGUGAACAAUGACUACACCCAUUGGGAAAUGUAUGCAAUUGGAGGGAGUGCUGAUCCAACAAUUAACAGUCAAGGCAACAGAUUUGUUGCUCCUAAUACUCAAUUCAGUAAAGAAGUGACAAAGCAUGAAGAUGCGCCAAUAAGUGAGUGGAAGAAUUGGAACUGGAGGUCAGAAGGAGACUUGUUGAUGAAUGGUGCAUUCUUUACACCAUCUGGUGCAGGGGCUUCUUCAAGCUAUGCCAAAGCUUCUAGCUUGGGUGCAAGACCUUCUUCACUUGUUGCUACUCUCACUGGCAGUGCAGGAUCACUUAAUUGCAGAAAGGGUUCCCGCUGCUGAUAAUUAAGCCCAGUGGAUAACUUACUGAUAAACCCCAGAAAGCAAGGAAGACUCUGCAACCUCCAUGAACCAAUCGAGACCUGACGGAGGCUCUUCCGACUAUUAUUUUUUUUUUUACCCUUUCUUCUGCUGCACUUUUUUUUUUUGUUUUAAAAUGAUGAUUACAACCUCGGCCUGCAACUACUGUUAAGACUAUUUGAGAUCUCUGUUGAGAAUCUUGAUGGGCUUAAUCAGGGAAAGCAAGUGCAGAAGAAGCGUUGAUUUAUACUAUUUAAAUGAAAUUUAUCUAGCUCCUUAGUUUAUUAUGUUAA